Messenger RNA from Huiozyma naganishii CBS 8797, 579 nucleotides. RefSeq names its product DNA polymerase epsilon noncatalytic subunit (gene DPB4). The record is from RefSeq and is a predicted model, not a curated record. Gene Ontology annotation, cellular component: CHRAC; epsilon DNA polymerase complex. NCBI's taxonomy places the organism in Eukaryota, Fungi, Ascomycota, Saccharomycetes, Saccharomycetales, Saccharomycetaceae. Gene Ontology annotation, biological process: heterochromatin formation; leading strand elongation; DNA damage response. Bases 1 to 579 code for a protein of 192 amino acids. Gene Ontology annotation, molecular function: chromatin DNA binding; protein heterodimerization activity. The transcript has a single exon.
AUGCCGCCGAAGGGAUGGAGGAAGGACUCACAGGGAAACUACCCGACGACGUCGUACAUCAAGGAGCAGGAGAACGUGAAAGUGGAGGACCUGCUGUUCCCGCGGAGCACUGUGUUGCAACUGGCCAAACAGUGUGAGCCCGAAGGUGGUCCGAGACUCGUUGUUGCGCGGGACGCAGGACUCGCGUUGCAGCGGUCCGCCACAGUGUUUGUGAACCAUUUGCUCAUGUUUGCCCGGGAGGCCGCCGCGGAGCAGGAUCGUCGGACAUGUUCAGUGGACGACGUGCUGCAGGCGCUCGAAAGGGCGGGGCACCCGCAGCUGCGUCCACUGCUACAACUGAGGAUGCAAAAGUGGACAGAAAGUGCGGCUGCGUCUGCUGCACCUGAAAGACCCGUCACUGCAGGUACAGUGAUUGCAGAGAGCAUCCCCGAGGGCAUCACCGAAGCCGAGACACCAUCUACACUUGCGUCUGGCAACGCAGGGACCCUUGCAGACACUGCAGCGGUCCCCGCAGAGGACUCCCCCUGCCACAGCCACUACCCCUCCGUGUCGUAUAUAAACAGAUUGCGUUUAAAGUAA